Messenger RNA from Fukomys damarensis (Damara mole-rat), 3220 nucleotides. RefSeq names its product forkhead box M1 (gene Foxm1). Gene Ontology annotation, biological process: regulation of DNA-templated transcription; G2/M transition of mitotic cell cycle. The coding region runs from base 48 to 2414 and encodes 788 amino acids. The record is from RefSeq and is a predicted model, not a curated record. Gene Ontology annotation, molecular function: sequence-specific DNA binding; DNA-binding transcription factor activity. The transcript has 8 exons. NCBI's taxonomy places the organism in Eukaryota, Metazoa, Chordata, Mammalia, Rodentia, Bathyergidae.
GGUCCAUGCUUGUGAUUCUCAAUGGAGAGUGAAAGCACAGAUUCAGAAUGAAAACCAGCCCCCAUCGGCCACUGAUUCUCAAGAGACGGAGGCUUCCCCUUCCUGUUCAGAAUGCUCCAGCUGAAACAUCCAAAGAGGAAUGUAAGAAACCCCCUGCCCAAAAGGAGCCUAGCCAAGCACCAGCCUCCAAGGAGGUGGCAGAAUCCAGCUCUUGCAAGUUUCCAGCUGGGAUCAAGAUUAUUAACCACCCUACCAUGCCCAACACACAAGUGGUGGCCAUCCCUAGCAGUGCUGAUAUCCAGAGCAUCAUCACAGUACUGACUGCCAAAGGAAAAGAGAGUGGCAGCAGUGGGCCCAACAAAUUCAUCCUCAUCAGCUGUGGGGGAGCCCCAGCUUGCUCUGCAGGACCGCAGCCUCAAGCCCAAAACAGCAGUGAUUCCAAGAGUGCAGAAAUGUUCACCGAAAAGUCGGGACCAAAGACUGUAGCCAGGGAUGUGACUGUUCCUAGACUACCUGGAGCUCCUCCAGGGCACCGUCAGGAGCGCUGUGCUGGCGGUGAGGCAGUGGGCUGCAUUCUGGACAGCAGCCUGACUAACAUUCAGUGGCUCGGGAAGAUGAGUUCUGAUGGACUGGGCUCCUGCAGCAUCAAGCAGGAAGUGGAGGAGAAGGAGAACUGUCACCUGGAGCAGAGUCAGGUCAAGGUGGAGGAGCCCUUGGGAGCAUCAACAUCCUGGCAGGACUCUGUGUCUGAGAGGCCACCCUACUCUUACAUGGCCAUGAUACAGUUCGCCAUCAACAGCACUGAGAGGAAGCGCAUGACCUUGAAGGACAUCUACACUUGGAUCGAGGAUCACUUCCCCUAUUUUAAACACAUUGCCAAGCCAGGCUGGAAGAAUUCCAUUCGCCACAACCUUUCCCUCCACGACAUGUUUGUUCGGGAGACAUCUGCCAAUGGCAAGGUCUCCUUUUGGACCAUUCACCCCAGUGCGAACAGAUUCCUGACUCUGGAUCAAGUGUUUAAGCCACUGGACCCAGUGUCUCCACAAUCGCCCGAGCACUUGGAAUCCCAGCAACAGAAGCGGCCCAAUGCUGAGCUCCGCCGGAAUGUGACCAUCAAAACUGAACUCCCUCUGGGCACACGGCGGAAGAUGAAGCCACUGCUGCCACGGGUCACCUCGUACCUGGUGCCCAUCCAGUUCCCAGUGAACCAGUCCCUGGUGUUGCAGCCCACAGUGAAGGUGCCGUUGCCCCUGGCGGCUUCACUGAAGAGCUCAGAGCUAUCCUGCCACAGCAAACGAGUCCGUAUCGCCCCCAAGGUACUGCUGGCUGAGGAGGGCAUAGCCCCUCUUCCCACUGCUGGACCAGUGAAGGAGGAGAAGUCUCUGCUUGGAGAAGGACUGUUACCUUUGCUUCCGGUUCAGUCUCUCAAGGAGGAAGAAACCCAGCCUGGGGAGGACAUGCUCCCCAUAGGGAGACCCAUCAAAGUGGAGAGCCCUCCCUUGGAGGAGUGGCUCUCUCCAUGCCCAUCUUUCAAAGAAGAGUCAUCUCACUCCUGGGAGGAUUCAUCCUGCUCGCCUACCCCAAGGUCCAAGAAGUCCUUCAGUGAGCUCAAGUCCCCAGCACGGCGUGUCUCGGAAAUGCUCGUGAUUAAACGGAAAGAGAGAAGGGAGAUGAGCCGGUCUCGUAGGAAACAGCACCUAUUGCCUCCCUGCGUGGAUGAGCCCGAGCUUGUCUUCUCGGAGAGCCCCAGCACAUCUGGACAAGCUUUGGAGCACCCUGUCUGCCUCCUGGCAGAGUCUGCAGAACCUGCCCCGCAGCUUGGCUGCCCCCAACAGGAGGGAGGACCUUUCAAGACACCCAUUAAGGAGAUGCUGCCCAUCUCCUCCACGCCAAGUAAAUCUCUCCUCCCCCAAACCCCUGAACCCUGGAGGCUCACACCUCCCGCCAAAGUGAGGGGGCUGGAUUUCAGCCCUGUACAAACCCCACAGGGCACCUUUGGCCCCUUACCUGACACCCUAGGGCUAGUGGAUAUGAGCACCACGCCACUGAAAAGCAUUCCCCUCUUUGACUCACCUCGAGAACUCCUCAAUUCAGAACCCUUUGACCUUGCCCCUGACCCCUUUAGCAGCUCUUGCCCCUCAGACCUGGAAGUUCCCAAGCUAGGGUCCGCAGAACCACAGGUCCCCAGCCUUUCAGCCAACCGUUCUGUGACAGAAGGCCUGGUUCUAGACACAAUGAAUGACAGCCUGAGCAAGAUCCUGUUGGACAUCAGCUUCCCUGGCCUGGAGGAGGACCCCCUGGGCCCCGACAACAUCAGCUGGUCUCAGUUCAUCCCUGAGCUGCAGUCGAGGCCGGACCCUGACCCGCCAUUCCAGGCAGUCCCAGGCUCCGUGAGUCCCACACCCUCUGAGUGAGGACUGCGGGCCGGGACUGCACCGCCCGGUGAUGCAAAGGCAGCACUCACACCCCAGCCACCUCUGCAAGACUAGAUGGGCAGCUGGGCCCGAGAGAGUGACUCCUCUGCUCUCCCUGCCACGAGCAGAAGGGCGGCAAUGCCAAAGCAGUGGUGAAAGGGAUUAGGCGUUCCCUAGAUCCCUUCCACUCUGUGUCCUGCAGUCUCGCUUUCCCUGCUUCUUGCAGCAUGGCCUUUGUAAGUAGUGUAAAUUCUCUAAGUUACCUUCUAAUUAUAAAUGAAAGUUGGAGGUGGGUAGGCUGACAAGGAGCUGCACUUUGCUUCUGUCCCUUGGUUCAGCUCCCAGAGGGGAGAACCUGCAGUGCAUGGUUUCUUCCAGGCCCAAGAGUUCUUUACUGUGGGUAGAGGGAUGGUUCUCCCAAGUCUGCUUACCAGAGCCCCUCCUGCCCCUCCCUCCCCACCUCCGUGUAUCCAAGCCAGCUUUCCUGCAAGAAGAAAUGUGGUUGAAAAGGUCUUGGAUUGAGUCAGGAAUUGGAUUUGGAGAUGCAAUGGGUGCAUCUGAAGCACAGUGGUACCCAGAUGUGCCCCGUAAGACGUUUUUCUGAUACUGUCCCUAAUCAUGCCAGGGAGACUAGCACGGACAACAACUCAGGUGGAGGCUGCAAAAGUAGAAAGAACCCCUCACCUGCCUGGUGUCCUUAGCAGCUUUUCAAAGAACCGCCCUAGGCUCAGGCUGGCUGCCUGUAUGUGAGCCCACUCGAGAACACUACCACAGCUUACGUACUGAAUAAAAUCCGGGUGGAACUG